AUGGCAAUAACCAAAUCUCUUUCAUACACUGAUACCGAGUACAUGCAGCGCUUUCAUAAAGCCAACAGCAAAUCCGCGGCCUGCGCCAAUAUGUACCCCGAUCGCCAAAUAACCGAGACUGUUAUGAAUGGGCACCUGAUAUGCGUCAAGCUCCGCACUGAUCAUCUGCAGCCAACCGGGUAA
Alternaria burnsii is the source of this 183-nucleotide messenger RNA. RefSeq lists its product as uncharacterized. Bases 1 to 183 code for a protein of 60 amino acids. The record is from RefSeq and is a predicted model, not a curated record. NCBI's taxonomy places the organism in Eukaryota, Fungi, Ascomycota, Dothideomycetes, Pleosporales, Pleosporaceae. The transcript has a single exon.